AUGACAUCGAAGAAUACCAAAACUAUGAAUCAAUCAGUCUUGGUCGUUUUGACAAUGCUUUCCACUGGGAAUCUUGCCUCCGCCUUUGUGACACCAUCGAGUGGAAAGAUGAUGCAAGCUAUGACAACAGCAAAAUCAAGACAAUACUCACUACUUGCAACCGCUGAGGAUGAACAAAAAUUCGAUGAAUUCUUGGCGAAAAAUGAACUGAAAAGAGCUGUUGACGUAUUCAAGAGUUACCCCGAUCUGGAGUUGACAAGAGACAGAUGGAACAGUAUUUUCGAUACGAUCGAAGAAGUAACAACAGAUGCAGAAGAAAUCAAUAUGAAUAAGCGGAUGGAAGGAGAGACGAAGCUAUUAUCAAAAAGCAGAAGAGAUAUGACUGAUAUGUACACAGCAUUGAAAAAUCAGGGAGAACUUCGGUUAUUUGGAGCCAUAAACAAAGAAAACAUGCCUGCCAAUGGAAGUCAUUCCGUUCAACCCACCAUGUUGGAGCAGAUUUCAUCAGUAUCCUUGGAUCAACUGACGCCAAAGCCAAGCAACACCAUGCUCUUUGCCGGCAUUUCGCUGGCAACUCUCGAGGCUAUCAUCAGUGGGGUGUAUGGAAUCGACUUGAACUUUUUGUUUUUUGCAACCAUUAUUGCGUCACUUGGCGAUCGAAUCCUACUGAAUGGAGCAAUAUCUGAAACUUUCCUCAAGACGAUCUCUCCCAAAACACAACCUAAAAUCACCAGACAUGAAGCUGGACAUUUCCUUUGCGCAUACUUGCUGGGUUGCCCAGUAGAAGGAUACGUUCUGUCAGCGUGGGCCGCCUUGAAGGAUCCAAGAUUUGGAUCCAGGGCCGUUUCCGCUGGUACCUCAUUCUUUGAUCCCGCCCUUUCUGCACAGAUUGAAUCGACCAAAAUUACCCGAUCGUCUAUUGAUCGAUACAGUGUCAUUGUCAUGGCAGGUAUCGCCGCUGAAGCACUCAACUAUGGUCAGGCAGAUGGAGGAGCAGGUGACGAAGCAGCUCUCAUCACAUUCCUUGCCAAUCUCAAUGGCCCACCGUCGGCAACUCCAGCAUGGAACGACAUCACGAUUCGAAACCAAGCUCGCUGGGGUGCGCUACAAGCCGUACUUAUGCUGAAGGAAUACAAGGAGUGCUACGAUGCGUUGGUGGAUGCUUUGGAACGAGGGGGGUCUUUGGGAGACUGCAUAUAUGCUAUCGAAAACGCUGGUAGAAUACAUAACAAGGUGCCUCUACAGAAACCACUUGGAUAUAUUCUGGAGAAGGAAACCGAUGAGGAAUGGGUAACAGAGUUGCCUCAGUCAGAAACAGCGCAAGAAGCUGUGGUGCAAAAAGCGGAACCAGCAAAGCCGAUGGAUGCAGCAGAAUCCCUAGAAACAUUAAAGGAACUCAAGGAGCUUGCACAGCAACGAGUAAAAGAAAUCGAAGAAAAGCUGGAAAAACUCAGAUAA
Molecule: messenger RNA, 1458 nt
Organism: Cylindrotheca closterium
Lineage: Eukaryota; Bacillariophyta; Bacillariophyceae; Bacillariales; Bacillariaceae
Source: the annotation of a GenBank genome assembly